UUUCCUUUUCUUUUAUAUAUUUAAAAAGAGAAAAACAUUGAAACUACUCCUCUGUACACUCUCAUCUCAGUACUGAGAUUAAUCAAAAAUGGAAGAUCCGAAGAGUUUGGUUUCUUCGGAGAAAAGCACCGGUUCUUCGAGCUCGGUUUUGGGCACGAUCCAAGGCCUUCCCUAUCGGACCAACCAAAUCACUGAUUCUUUCAAUUCGGUUCUAGCCAUGAUUCAGGGCCUUCACAAUCAUCAUCAUGAUCAUCAUCGUUCAAAUCGGACCAAUCCCAGUUCUCCUCAGUUCCCUUCGAAACAACCCAAAUAUUGGCCAGUUUUCGGUCCUCCCGACGAGGACCUGAUCAGCAGUUUACCAGAUUCUCUGUUGCAGGAAAUCCUUUGUUUUUUACCCAUCGAAGACGCUAUCAAAACCAGCUUUUUGUCUCGACGAUGGAGGUCUCUGUGGACCCAAAUGCCCACCCUUUCAUUUACUCGUGAAUGCUUUGCUUCCAAGCACGCUAAACGUGCUGCCUUCGUUAACGAAACGCUGGCGCGCUUCAUUGGUCCCAAGAUUAAGAAUUUCCUCAUCAACUUCAAAUUCGAUGAAUUCAUGGAUGCUUCCCUCGAUGAAUGGGUCCUUUUUGCUACAUCCCACCAUGUCGAAAAGCUCUCUCUGCUUCUCGAUGGUGGGUUCCUUUAUGCCCCGUUUGCUGAGUGUAAACCUUACAGUUUGCCUCAGUUUCUGUACGUGAAUUUUUCUCUGAAUGUGUUAAUUUUAAGACAAUGUGUUGUCUCACCCACCAGCCAAGUUUCUUGGCCAAGCCUUAAGGUCUUAUCUAUAAACUAUUCCAGGUUGGAUACUGAGGCAAUUGAAUAUGUUCUGUCUGGCAGUCCCAAUUUGCAGAAAUUGAAAUUGCAUAACUGUGGAGGGGUUAAUCGAAUCAGUUCCAUGAGUUUGGAGGUUCUUGUGGUGGAUGCAAUCUAUGAGCCUCAUGAGAAAAAUGAGUUAGUGACACAGAUUUCAUGCCCAAAUCUUCAGUCAUUGAGCCUGUCGGGGUAUAUGUACCGUCGAACAUUUAGACUGAUGCAUGCUUCGUCUUUAUCAAAAGCCAAUCUGAGUUUUGUGAUGACCAUUGACAAAAAAGAUAAGUAUGAUUGCAAAAAGCAUCGGUCCAUCUUGAGGGACCUCCUAGAAAAGCUUUGCCAUGUUGAGGAAUUGACCGUCGGGACUUGGUGCCUUCAGGUUUUAUCAAUAUGGGAAAUAAAGGGCAUAUCUUCUCCAUUGUCGAAACGCCAUUGUUUGGUACUGGAAACUGAAAUAUGUGAAUGGGAUAUUCCUGGGAUCGUGAAUCUGCUUCACAGUUCACCUUAUCUGAAGAAACUGGUGAUAAAUUUGAAUUACUGUGACAACUCUAAGUUUGAGUUUGAUCAGACCUUUUUUGACUCUUAUGAAUUUGAUGGAGUGGAAUUCCUGGCUUCAGCUAACUGGAUUUUCAAGUGUUUUCUGCAAAGUCUAGAGGAUAUUGAGCUAACUGGUUUCCAAUCAAGUUCUUGGGGGUCCGAAUUUUUAGUGAGGUUCAUGAGAUUUCUGCUCAACAACACAAAAGUGCUCAAGAAGGUGACUAUCUAUGAACAGGGUGGCACUCUUCUUGAAUCCUGGCAAUUUUCUGGACCAAACAUGAAUCCUGAAUUGGAAAGUGCUAAGAGAAACCAGAUUCUAUUGAUCCUGUCAAGUGGCUUUCUCUUAAAUGCCAAUAUCCCAGAUCUUAAUUCUUUCAAGGAUUUCCUUUUAUAAAUCCAGGUUUUAUCAGAAUUGGUUCUUUUGAUAGAUGAGAUUUAUCAGGAUCAGGAUUCAAAUCUCAGCGUCUGCAAUUUAUUUGCCUUUUACUAGUUAGACUAAGUCUCCUUUAUACCAUAAAAAGAAUAAAAUUCCUUUUUUCUUUC
This is a messenger RNA of Gossypium raimondii (Peruvian cotton), 1929 nucleotides long. RefSeq names its product F-box/LRR-repeat protein At3g03360. The coding region runs from base 89 to 1780 and encodes 563 amino acids. The transcript has 3 exons. Gene Ontology annotation, molecular function: protein binding. The record is from RefSeq and is a predicted model, not a curated record. Lineage: Eukaryota; Viridiplantae; Streptophyta; Magnoliopsida; Malvales; Malvaceae.